Molecule: messenger RNA, 1989 nt
Organism: Phyllopteryx taeniolatus (common seadragon)
Lineage: Eukaryota; Metazoa; Chordata; Actinopteri; Syngnathiformes; Syngnathidae
Gene: zmynd10
Product: zinc finger, MYND-type containing 10
Exons: 12
Coding region: 516-1877 (453 amino acids)
Biological process (GO): outer dynein arm assembly; motile cilium assembly; inner dynein arm assembly
Cellular component (GO): cytoplasm; centriolar satellite
Source: RefSeq, a predicted model, not a curated record
GUUGUUUUCAAAUUUAACAAACAAACAAAUUCUCAAUGUGCUUUAAAAAAAAUAAGCAAAACACAAACACGGAUUUCUUAGUGGGCGAGGGUAAAUGUUUAAAAAAAAAUUGAGAUGAUUGUUGGAUAGUGACGAUUUGUGACGCGUUUACGUGGAUUAUUCACUACAAGAACUGAGCAAAGUAACAAAACAUCACUCAGUAUGAUGCACUGAUGCAGUGUUGUUGUAUCAGUGCAAACUGCAAUGUAAAUGAAUACCUCGGUCAAAAGUAUUUGAGGUAUUUUGCGUCAGCUCUUGAGUUGGCUCGGAUUGGAUUGUGCAAGUGUACCUAAUGAAGUGUCCCGUGAUCUUGGUAUUCUGCAUCUUUAUGAUGGGGCGCCUCUUAGUGACGACACAGAGGUACUGCGCUCUGGGCGUACAGAGCUGCCGCCAUGACGACCGACGAAACCGCGCUUGGAUGACCGACUGACCAAAACAAUUGUGACUUUUUCCACUCGACAGGUUAUCAGCAACAAAUGGAGGGCUCGGUGCUGUUGCCAGUGGAGGCAGAGGCGUUCGUUGAAAGUUUGGAGAUAUUUGCCCUCAAAGACGUGGGCUCGACGAGGUGGUUCAGACAGCAUGAGCACAUUGAGAAGCUCAACAUGCAAGCAAUACUGAGUGCUUCUGCCACACUGGAUGAGUACAUCAAGGAGAUGCUGGUGUCUCAUGGAAAGAUCUCAGUUCUGGUGCAUGAAAUGAUCCUGACUGAAGUGUGGAAGCAAAAAAUAUUCCCCAUCUUAUGCCAACUACAGGACUUCACGCCAAAGAACACGUUUCCUCUUUACAUGGUGAUCCACCAUGAAGCCACCAUCAUCAACUUGCUGGAAACUGUCAUGUUUCACAAGGACUCGUGCGAUGCCAGCGACGACUCUAUCCUCGACUUGGUGGAUUACUGCCAUCGGAAGCUGACCCUGCUGGCCGCCAACGCCGGCAGGGACGGCAACGUGUCUCACAACAUGCAAAAGGCAGCCGGCGAGGCGGUUCUGUCCUCUAAAGAGGAGUUACAGAUUCAAGCUGGGGAGCUGGAGUUCAACAUUUCCUUGAAGGCUUUGUCUGUGCUGCGCUACAUCACUGACCACACUGACAGUAUCAGUGCCAUUAACCGAAUGCUCUGCACACAUAACGUGCCUUGUUUACUGGUGCGCCUGAUUGAGUGCUGCCCGUGGAGUCGCUGCACAGCAGGCAGCAUAGAGAAGCACAUCAACGGCAAAUGGCAGAAGAUUCCAGCGGAAGACCGCCUGAAGAUGACAAAACUGGACGGACAGGUCUGGAUUUCGCUGCACAAUCUGCUCCUCAAAGAAGACUGCCAACGAAAAUAUGACUUCAACAGUUUCAAUAAGAGUCAGCUUCUUAAGCUGCGCAGUUUCCUGACUGAGGUGUUGAUCGACCAGCUUCCCAACUUGGCUGACCUCCAGCGCGUCCUGGCUCAUCUCGCAGUUACAGACCCCGAACCUCCGAAGAAGGAACUUGUUUUAGAGCAGAUCCCUGAAAUGUGGAACCACAUCAUGAGGGAGAAUACCGAUAAGUGGAAGGCCAUUGCCAAGUAUCAAGUCAAAGAAACGUUUAACGCCUCGGAAAAAGACCUGAGGCUGCAGGCACAGAGGUUGGCUCAGACGUACAAUUUGGAUAUGUUGGAGAAUUUGCUCCCCGAGAAACCAAAGUGUGGCUGUUGCGGGAGAGAGGCUGCGAAGAGAUGCUCUCGAUGCCAAGGGGAGUGGUACUGUCACAGAGAAUGUCAGGUGAAACACUGGCCAAAACACAAGAAAGCCUGCCAGCUCAUGAUGGAGGCCAACAGGAAGAUCCAGGCUGACCUGUGCAAUAACAACAAGGAGAGAUGAACAGCAUGAACUGACAGGAGAGUUUCAUUUAAAUUUUCAUGUAAUUUCAACAACUCCCCAUUUGGUUUAAUAAACUGCUUCUUCUUCGUCCUGGAAGAAAUUUGCAAGUUCA